ACAAUCCCAACUUCUCUCAACUUUCAACCCCGGCCAAGUCUCUAACAUUUGAGGAGAGUGGUCAACUCUCUUCAUCAUGUCCUUCUUCUCUUCCCUUUUCAUCUUCCUCUUUUGCCUUUCCAUUCACCUAUGCAGUGCUCGCCAUUUCGGGGUACUCUUUCACAAGGGUUCUGCUACACAAAUCCCUUUUUCGAGCAAGGGUUCAGUUGAAGAAGGGAAAACAGAUGGUGAUAGCAUUGUUGGAAAGAAUCAUGGUGGUGCAAUCACCCUCACCCAGAAGGCAAAGGAAUCAGAGGCUGCUGUUAAGGAAGUGAAGUAUGUUGGCAAAGGAAGUGAGAUUCUUGGGUUUUCUUGUCACCUGGAUUUGCUAAAGACAGCAAAAAUAGAGGGAUCAAGAAGGCAACCGAGAUCAAUGCUAGAAUAUGCCUCUGACGUCAAAGAUGAAACCAUAGAUUCCAACAAUAAUGAUUCACAGGAUGCGAAAGUGAUGGAUUAUGAGCCACCCCAUGGGACUCCUCCAAUCCACAACAAACAAACCUAGUCACCCUUUUUACUUUGUGGUUGUUCUAGUAUAAGGUUUAAAGGACCAGUACUUAUAGAAUAUGAAUGGAAGACAGACAUGGAUGGAUACUAUAUAUGUGGAGUCUCUGUGGCUCAAAUGUUGUAUUGGUUUCUGCUUAAAUAGAGGUGUGUUGGGGCA
Vitis riparia (riverbank grape) is the source of this 700-nucleotide messenger RNA. RefSeq lists its product as uncharacterized. Lineage: Eukaryota; Viridiplantae; Streptophyta; Magnoliopsida; Vitales; Vitaceae. The record is from RefSeq and is a predicted model, not a curated record. The transcript has 4 exons. The coding region runs from base 77 to 541 and encodes 154 amino acids.